This is a messenger RNA of Salvelinus sp. IW2-2015, 473 nucleotides long. Lineage: Eukaryota; Metazoa; Chordata; Actinopteri; Salmoniformes; Salmonidae. The record is from RefSeq and is a predicted model, not a curated record.
AUGCGGGUGAGAGAGGAUGGAACUAGAGGAGAGUGCUGCCAAGCUGAAGAAAGCCUUCCAAGAGUCCCACAAGCAGACACUGGACGACUGGCAAGGAGAGAAGAACAAAGUCAACAUUCUGACCAAGGCCACAGCAAGAUUGAGGAUGAGCAGUCUCUGGGAGCUCAGCUCCAGAAAGAGAUCAAGGAACUCCAGGCCCGUAUUGAGGAGCUGGAGGAGGAAAUUGAGGCUGAGCGUGAUGCCAGGGCUAAGGUUCAGAAGCAGAUGGUCGAUCUCUCCAGGGAACUUGAAGAGAUCAGUGAGAGGCUGGAGGUGGUGUCUGUGUGUUAUUUCAUAGUUCUGAUAGUCUUCACUAUUAUUCUACAAUGUAGAAAAUAGUAAAAAUAAAAACCUUUGAAUGAGUAGGUGUUCUAAAACUUUUGACCGGUAGUGUAAAGUGUUACCCUUACUUCUGUCUCUUGUUUCUCAUCCAG